GAGGUUUUGAUUUCGUGGCGCCUUAUUCGGAGGUAGCCUGGCUCUACAAAACGGUCUAAAAAGGUAACCCCCACUGUUCAGUCUCUUACGGGUUAAAUAUGUAGCUUUUUGUAUUUUUGUAUUUGAAGACUGAACGUUAAAACCUCCACUCCACUCCUACUUCAUAAUCCCUCACCUACAGUUUGAUAACUACGCAGACUUGGGCAGAAAAGACAAGGGAAAGCCGGGUCUGUCCAUGUUUGGCUAGUUGUGAGGAGAAGCCUAUAGGAGGGAGCCGCUGUGUUGCUCGUAUAGCCUUUAGGACCGCGCAGACUCGGCGGUUGGUUGGGGCAGAGCUCGUGCAGCUAACCGCUCUUGAGGAGAGAGUCCGUUACAGACAUCGGCUGGAAAGAAGAGAGAAGGAGGAGACGGCGGGCGAAACGCGUUUAAGCUCGGGCUUUAACAAGUUUUUAUCUCGGCUCUGACAAGUUUUAGCCCACUUCCGAGAGGAGCUCGGUCUGUUUUCGCAUACCACAGCCCUGAGUCUGGAUGGAGUUUGUGAGGUGUUUCCCCAACACCGUCCAAGCCUAGCCGAGAGCGGAGUGCUUCUUCCUCCUUUCUUACUCUUUUUCUCCCUCUGAGGUAAAAAACCAGCCUUGCCUUCUUCAGUCUCACGGUCUCUGUUCUCGCCACACACGGUAAGGCUGUGACUCGGACCGGCAGCCUGUUUUCCGCUCCUCCGCUGUGGCUCCGCGGGUUUCAGUGAAAGUGUCCUGUCCACGAUGAGCUCGGACAUUAACAUGUACCUGGGCCGGGAGAAGGCGGGCAUCAUGCGGAAGAGAGCCCAUCUGCUGAGGAAAGGCUGCAGCUUCGAAAUAACGAGUUCUGCCUCAGAAGACCUGGGGUGCAGGAGGGGAGAGUUUAGCCGAAAACACUAUGGAUCAGUGGAACUGCUGAUCUCCAGUGAUGCAGAUGGAGCCAUACAGAGAGCCGGGAGGUUCAGGGUGGAGAAUGGCUCAUUAGAUGAGACUACUGACUACACCCCAGGAACCUGGAGGAGAACAGAUGUCCAUCUGGAGAACCCAGAGUACCACACCAGAUGGUUCUUCAAGUACUUCCUGGGAAAAGUGCAUCAGAACUAUGUUGGUGUGGAUGCAGAGAAGAACCCGUUUUACCUUUCUGUGGUUCUAUCGGACCAGAACAACCAGAGAGUUCCCCAGUACAGAGCCAUCCUCUGGCGCAAGACGGGUACUCUUAAGAUUAGCCUUCCCUACAGCCCCACAAAAACACUAUCGGUCAAAUCUAUAUUAAGUGCCAUGAACAUGGACCGCUUUGAGAAGGGCCCUAGAGAGAUCCUUAACCCAGAGAUCCAAAAGGACUUAUUGGUGCUAGAAGAGCAAGAGGGCAGUGUAAACUUUAAAUUUGGAGUGCUCUAUGCCAAAGAUGGUCAGUUGACAGAUGAUGAAAUGUUCAGUAACGAGACUGGAAGUGAAAACUUUGAUAAGUUCUUGAAUCUGCUUGGUGACACAAUCUGUCUGCAAGGCUGGGCUGGGUACAGAGGAGGCCUGGACACUAAGAAUGACACUACAGGAAUUCACUCCAUCUACACAGUUUAUCAGGGUCAUGAGCUCAUGUUCCAUGUAUCUACCAUGUUACCUUACUCAAAAGAGAAUAAGCAACAGGUGGAGAGGAAAAGACAUAUUGGAAACGACAUUGUCACCAUUGUAUUCCAAGAGGGAGAUGAUGCCUCGCCGUCCUUCAAACCCUCCAUGAUACGAUCUCAUUUCACACAUAUUUUUGCCUUAGUUAGAUAUAACAGUCAGAAUGACAGCUAUAGGUUGAAAAUUUUCUCAGAGGAGAGCGUGCCAUUGUUUGGUCCACCCCUCCCUUCCCCACCAGUGUUCACAGACCACCAGGAGUUCAGGGACUUUUUACUAGUCAAACUAAUAAAUGGAGAGAAAGCCACUCUUGAAACCCCCACGUUUGCUCAGAAACGUCAGCGAACUCUUGACAUGCUGAUUAGAUCUCUGUACCAAGACCUUAUGCCAGACCUGCACAAGGUUCCCUUCUCUCCGCAGAACAUGCUCAAUCGCCGCUCUUUCAGCGACGUGCUACCUGAGUCACCCAAGUCGGCUCGCAAGAAGGAGGAAGCACGGCAGGCUGAGUUUGUCCGGAUAGGACAGGCAUUGAAGUUGAAAACCAUAGUUAGAGGGGAUGCUCCUACCAGUCUAGUCAAUACUGGACUUUGCAGGAAAGAGCCAUGGGAGUCUCAGUCUUUCUGCAGUAGCUUUGCAUAUGACAUUGUAUGUGGAGAUUCCUGGGGUCAGUCGUUACUGGUCGCCACGGACUCAGCAGGGGUCAUGCUGUUGGAGGCAUCAGAUCCACUGCUGUCCAAUGCAGACUCUCCAACCUUGCCCCCCGUGCAAGUGUUCGACAAGACUCUUACCGUCAAACAGAUGCAUGUGCUCGAACCUCAGGAUCUCCUCAUCACAAGGGCCGAUAAAGGGAAGGAUGCCCGUCUCUACGUGUACAGACUGAGCACUCUCAAACGAGGAAUAGAGGAGCGGCAACUCGUCCGCACCAAAUGUGACAGCAGAGAGAACAAGCUGGAAAAAACCAGAGGUUGCCAUCUCUACUCUAUAAACACACACCAUGGAGUGGAGCUCCGCAUUGUUGCAGCAAUAAGGAACAAGCUCCUCCUCAUCACAAGGAAACAGCCACGAUUUGACUGCAUCAGUUCUGUAGGAACAAGUGCCGGAACCAGUGAUUCACCAGUAGAGGAGUUCCAGUACAUCCGGGAGAUCUGCCUGUGCGAUUCUCCGGUCGUCAUGGCGCUGGUCGAUGGUCCGACGGGUGAAAAUGAUCACAUGAUCUGUGUGGCCUAUAAACACCAGUUUGACCUAAUCAAUGAGAGCACAGGAGACGCCUACAGAUUGCAUCAUGUUGACUCCAGCCGGGUAAAUUUUGUAGCAGCCAUAGAUGUGUAUGAAGACGGGGAGGCUGGGCUACUGCUCUGCUACAACAAUCUCUGCGCCUACAAGAAGGUGUGUCCGUUUAAUGGGGCCACGCCCAUGAUUCAACCAAACACGUCCGACUUUCACUUCAGCUGGAAUCAAAUGCCCAACAGCAUUGUGUGUGCAUUCCCCUACAUUCUGGCCUUCACCACUGAUUCCAUAGAAAUUCGACUGGUUGUGAAUGGAAACUUGGUGUACACUGCGGUGGUUCCGGAGCUGCAGCUGAUUGCCUCUAGGUCUGACAUCUACUUCAUAUCAUCAGCACCAGUAAACUCUGCCUCUAACUGUAGCUCCAGAGACACCAGUUCCCAAAGCUCUCCUCAAACACCAACUGGCUACGAGAUGCCCAUUUUUCCCUCUCCGCUUGGAGAUGAUUGUAUUCGGAUCCCCUACGGCACCAAGCUUUCCCUCUACAUGUCUAAAGACUCUGAAGGUGAAGCUCCCUCCAAACAGAUCUAUAAGAUCCCACUGAGUAAUCUAGUUGGACGGAGCAUAGAGAGGCCUCUCAAGUCUCCGUUGGUCAAUAAAGUGCUUACGGCUCCUGGCCCUGGUAUGGUAGCUCCUGUCCCCAUGAUCCCGACCACACCCUCUCUCUCAUUGUCUCGCAUGGAGAUCAAAGAGAUCGCUAGCCGCACACGGAAAGAACUGCUAGGUUUAACUGAAGAACCCAGCAGUAAGGCAGACAGCAGCUCAGUGAAACAGAGGAAAAUGAGCAAGAAAACAAAGGAGGAUGACAAAAGGAAACCAACAGGAAUUGCAAGCACUGAAGUCGGACUGGAGUGUGUUGACGGUGACAUUGACAUUCAACGGCACUGCUCCUCCAGCUCAGAGCUGGAACUUCGCGAGGACAGCCCACCCGUGGCCAGUACUUUAACGCUCUCUGCUUCCUUUGAGGAGGACAUCCUGGACCUGAAGUGAUGACAAUCCCACCGUGCACCUCUUGUACUCCUUUCUCAACCCCACUACCGAUCCAUUAUUUGUUGGGUUUUGUAUUUUUUUUUGGGACUUUUAUAUCUGUCCUUAGUCUGCUUACUCAUCUGCAGUGUGUGGUGUAGAAACGGACCCCAAAGCUUUGCACCUGAGUGAGUUUACAUUAAUCAGUGUGAUGAUGGCUAAACGUGUGUAUGGGUGUGUGUGUGUGUGGACGUACAUACGUAUGUGUUUGUCUUUGUCUUGUUCAGUGAGACUUACGGACAGUCAAAAUUGCAAAACGCUGGAAGGAUCGGACAACGUGGACGAGCGUCGUCUUUGACAUGGAGUGGGCUGCAGAAACACGUUCUAGAUCAAGUUUUGAACACAUGGAGCUUUGUAGGACACACUUAAUGUAGCCAUGGAAAAUAAAAGGUCAGAAUUUCAGGUCUUUCAGGUCCAAGGAUUUGACCCAAGACUCCAAGUCACGGUCAAGGCAAGGCAUUAUGAACCAAGCUUGAAUGUAAAACUGAAGCACCUAAAACACAACAGAAUAUAUAUUUAACUCAUGUUGUGAUUUAAGUGUUUUGUGCAUCUGUUGAUUUCAUAUUGUGAUUAUUAAAAAUAACUAAACAUAUAUAUAUAUAUAUAUAUAAUAUAUACACAGACUCAAAUAAAUAAAGAUCCUUUAUGUAGAGAACUUUAUGUGCAUCUCAGGCUGUAGUUGCACAUGUGAACAUUAUAUAUAGAUAUAUACAAAUAAAUAAAUAUCCUUUCUAGAUAGAUUUAAUGAUGAAAUAUACAGGUGAGUUUAAUGUUAUGCUCUACCCAAGCUUACAACCCUUGACUUGCAAUCCUUUGGCAAACAGGGCAGAAGUAUCCCACAAGUGCCAUUUUUUCCUACAACUCGCAGCAACUGCAGUAAAUCUGAUUGGCCAUAGACUACAUUUCCCAUGAGGCAAGCAGUUACACUUACAAGCCACAAUUUCUAGCUGUUUUUAACACAGCUCACUAAAACUGACAGAAAGAGCUUUGAAUUUCGCUCCAUUAGCACAUGCGCUUUGCCUCUCGACACUUAGCCUAACACUAUAUAAGUGCACUCUUAAAAAAUGCUUUUGCCUCUGAAAAAAGGGCUUUGGAACACCUGCAUGCCUCCCUUGAAUCCCAUUACAAACUAAAAGGGAUUUUAUAUACUAAAAUAUUAGAAUUAGGAUUUAAUACCUUCACAAAUCAUAGACAUUUUACACAUAAGGGAGCAAAAUACCAGAAAUGAACACAAACCGCAGAUUAGAGACAGUGAAGUAUGUAACUGUGACACAGGUUUAACUUGUUCAUCCUCAGAUACAGUGUGAAAAUGGAAGGAAAACAUAGGUAGUGGUCUCGGAAAAGUGGCGUCAUGCCGUGCUACUGUUCCUGCUAAGCUAAAGCUAAAUGCAUGCCCUCCCCAGUCCUCUAUCCCACACUUACCCUCUCUGACUCUCUUUGUAUGUCUUACCCACAACUAUCCUACACUAGUAGCAGCCUGACUGAAAAGGGAAAAUCAUGGGAAUAUUUUUGCAAAUGAAAUUUUAAAUGUUAUUUAUUUUAUUAUUGCUCUUCGACAGGAGUUGUGGUGGAGCUGCAGACUGACGGAUGACGUGUAAUUUGUACUUUUUUUUUUUAAGCACUUUGUUCUCUUUGCCUCUCCUUCACUCUAUUUACUCGCUCCUAAACUGUUUUCGCAGUGGUUUUGUAAUCUAACUCAAUAUUAACUGUUUAGACUGUUGCUGAAACUCUGUGAUAUCGAAAUGAAACAAACAAAACAAGACAAAAAAAAUUAAUA
Molecule: messenger RNA, 5724 nt
Organism: Colossoma macropomum (tambaqui)
Lineage: Eukaryota; Metazoa; Chordata; Actinopteri; Characiformes; Serrasalmidae
Gene: garnl3
Product: GTPase activating Rap/RanGAP domain like 3
Exons: 31
Coding region: 762-3911 (1049 amino acids)
Biological process (GO): regulation of small GTPase mediated signal transduction; activation of GTPase activity
Cellular component (GO): cytoplasm
Molecular function (GO): GTPase activator activity
Source: RefSeq, a predicted model, not a curated record